AUGAAUAUAAGCGAAACUCGGAAGUUUGUUGAAAACAUUUCUAACGAUUUAAGAACGCUAUCAAGUGAAGCAAAGAAGAAACAUGUACAAAUAAAGGAGGCUGCCGAGUCUGGUUUGGUGAAAGUUCGAAAUAUAAGCUCUAUCUCAAAUGAGCAUAAUUUGUCAUCGAAUCUGCGUUCAGCAAGCUCAGAGCUAUUGCAUCCUUUAUUAAUUGGGUGCUCUAGUAAAAAUGCUCGUUUAGUACAAAUUUCGCUGCAGGCUAUUCAAAGAAUGAUCCAGCAAAAAGUUAUAGAUAAGACAUCCGCUACCGCAGUUGUUAAUGAACUGUGGAAUCUCAUGGAAGCAGAAUGCGAAGAAUUGCGUAUUUUACAAACACUUACUCCUCUGGUUAGCACAGAAUUACUUAUUACCGGACAAUGGCUGGCUAAAUGCCUUGUUAUAUGUUUUCGGCUAAAAUUUGCUAAAGAUCAUAUUGUCAUAAACACGGCGAUGGCAACAGUGAGGCACUUGGUUAUGAGUGUUUUUGAACGUGUCAUACAGGUUUCCUUCGAUUUUCAUUUUCGAUUUUAG
Molecule: messenger RNA, 570 nt
Organism: Dracunculus medinensis (Guinea worm)
Lineage: Eukaryota; Metazoa; Nematoda; Chromadorea; Rhabditida; Dracunculidae
Source: the annotation of a GenBank genome assembly